CUCCGUAUGUCCAUGACCAUAGAAAUAUAUAUAUAUGUAUCUACGUCUAUUAUUACUAUGUAGUAUACGCUUGUCUUGCAUCUGGUCGAUCUGGUGUAAGCUGGUGUAAGUAGUAUACGAAUACGGUAUACCGAAGACCGAACGCUGUUUGCUUAUGUGGUCUAUGGCUACUAUACUAUACUUAUAAGGUUAAAGUAUACUCAAGAGAGUUAUUGUGCACAUCUACGUCGUUGAAGUGCGAUUUGGAAAUAAGUGAAGAUACUUUUGAGUCCGUCAUACGUUCGACGUCGACGUAUGCACGAAAGCAACCCUCAUCAUGACUCAGUUCCUGCCGCCAAACUUGCUAGCUCUUUUUGCGCCCCGUGACCCGAUCCCGUAUCUUCCUCCAGUUAACAAACUACCCCAUGAGAAGAAAACUUCUGGCUAUGUCGGCAUAGGCUCCUUCCUCGAGCACUUUGAGGAUCCCAAAAAUACACCACCCCCUGUACGAGUUGAAACUCGUGAAGAAAGAUUAGAACGUCGAAGAAGGGAAAGAAAUGAACAAGUGGCCUAUAAAUUGGAGCAAGAAAUUGCCGUUUGGGAUCCCGCUGGUGUUCCAAACGUCACUGCGGACCCUUUCAAAACGCUGUUUAUAGCUAGAAUAAACUAUGAUACAUCGGAAUCAAAAUUGAGACGUGAAUUCGAAGUUUAUGGCGCUGUUAAAAAGAUUGUCGUCGUUCAUAACUCAGUAAAUGGAAAACCACGCGGUUACGCGUUCAUAGAAUAUGAACACGAGCGUGAUAUGCAUUCCGCUUAUAAGCAUGCCGAUGGUAAGAAAAUAGAUGGUCGCCGAGUGUUGGUGGACGUGGAGAGGGCUCGAACGGUCAAGGGCUGGCUGCCACGACGGCUUGGGGGAGGAUUAGGUGGUACGCGCCGCGGAGGCCCCGAUGUCAACAUCAAGCACUCGGGUCGGGAGGACAAUGAACGGGAACGUGAACGUUACAGGCUAGAGCGCGAGCGCGAGGCCGUCCGCGGCGCAGACAGAGACAGGGAUCGAGAUCGAAUCGAAAGAGAACGCAGAAGGUCCCGGGAAAGAAAACGCCGUUCAAGGAGCAGGUCACGUGAUCGCAAGCGUCGGCGAAGCCGCGAGCGGGUGCCAGAGCCCGAGAUCGAGGAGAUUGAACGUCCUCGAGAACGUCGCGAACGCGACAGAGAUCGUAAGCGCCGGCGUUCUAGAAGUGUCGAGCGUGAGCGAUUUUCGGAGCGCGAGCGCAGGCGAGACAAGCGUGAUCGGGAGCGUGAUCGGGACCGCGAUCGUCGCGAGCGUAAAGAUCUCAAAGACAGGCCCGAACGUAACCAUCCUCUUGACGAAGACAACAAAGAUGCCAUUAGGAUCAAGGAGGAGCCACUUGAUGAUUACCCUGACUACAACAUGUACUUUGCUCAAGUCAAGUAUGAACAGGACGCCGAUCAACCAGAAGAAAAGUACAGGAUUCCCGACAGUCGAUCUGACCAAACGUCGUACAAUUACGAUUCUAUUCCUGAUUAUUAAACUAAACUAUUUUUCCUCUUUCCUAUCCCUUUCCUUCGACCUACU
Messenger RNA from Copidosoma floridanum, 1576 nucleotides. RefSeq names its product small ribonucleoprotein particle U1 subunit 70K (gene snRNP-U1-70K). Gene Ontology annotation, cellular component: U2-type prespliceosome; U1 snRNP; precatalytic spliceosome. The record is from RefSeq and is a predicted model, not a curated record. Gene Ontology annotation, biological process: mRNA splicing, via spliceosome. NCBI's taxonomy places the organism in Eukaryota, Metazoa, Arthropoda, Insecta, Hymenoptera, Encyrtidae. Gene Ontology annotation, molecular function: mRNA binding; U1 snRNA binding.